Molecule: messenger RNA, 1014 nt
Organism: Saprolegnia diclina VS20
Lineage: Eukaryota; Oomycota; Saprolegniomycetes; Saprolegniales; Saprolegniaceae
Exons: 3
Coding region: 1-1014 (337 amino acids)
Source: RefSeq, a predicted model, not a curated record
AUGGCCUCUGAAGACGACGUGUCGCCGGAGCUCCUCCACCGCCUUCAGCGCUCGUGCUCCAUCAAGCGGUCCAACUCGACGCCCGAGUGCACCUGCGACGUCGUCUGCGAUGGCUCGUGCCGCCGCAUUUCGCGCCUCGAGAACGACGUCUCUGGCAGCGACAGCGAAGACGACGACGACGACCUUGCCGCCGGUGACGAUGACGGCGUCGACGUCGAUGCACCGCGGACCGACGACGACGACGAAGGCAUGCCAUCGAGUGGCGACGACGACGAGUGCAAGCCACCGCCUGCGUCAACGCCGUUGCCACCGCUCCAGGCCACGUCGGCCUUUGUGCCGUCGCCAUCGUCGCCCGUAAAGCCUCGCAGUCGAUCGCACCCGCCGCAGAUCAUCGAGUAUCUCUGGCGCGGCGAGGCGCUUGGGCUCGAGAUCUGUCGGUCCAAGACUCGCCACAGCGGCGCGCCGUACAGCCAGCCGCGCAUCACGCUGCGGUGGAAGCAAGGGCCGAUCGGCAUCACGUUUGGCAUCGAGAAGGCGACGCGGCAGGUGUACAUCAAGCGCGUCCAGCGUGAGUACGGCAACAUCCACCCGGGCUUCCUCCUCGUCUUUGCCAACGGUGCGGUGGUCUCGGAGCGCAACUUUGACGUGAUCAUGCAGGACCUCAAGCGCAACCACGACCUCGGCCGCGAGCAAACGCUCGAGUUUGUGCCACCACCGCCGCCUCCGAUGGCCCGGCUUCUGAGCGCUGAGAGCCCCCUCGCGCAGAUCGGCGUCACCCACCACUACGAACUUAUGCUGGUGGGCGAGACGCGGGCUUUGUACCUGACGUUGCCCGAGAUCCAGCAGCUGUUGCAGACGGCGCCGCGGCCGACGCGUCUCUCGUUCUGCUUCAACCCAGCUGCGCACGACGUCAUGGUCGCGCAGCGCCAGCGGGCGCCCGAGAAGACCGGGCCCUUCACAAUGGACAACCGAGCCAUCGCUGCCGCCGCCAUUGCCGCGGUCAUUUGCUUAUAA